AUGAAUUACAUUAAAUAUAAGUUUGCAAAAGGGCAACAAUGUUAAUCAAAAUUAACUAUGACCAUCACCAAAUGGUCCAAGGAUACUUAAUUGAAGUCCUUCCAUCCACAACUUUCCUUCAACUGAAACAGAAUAUUGAAACUGUACUUGGUGCCAAAGUGGCUAGGCAAACUCUUUUGAUGAAUAGUUUGGAGUUACGGGAUGAUCAUAAUGUUGAGUUUUAUGAUCUGGUUGAAGAAUCAGACAUCACUCUUCGAUACAAGCAGUUACCUCCAGGACAGAAACUCCACCUUACUGUUAUAACACCAACAAAAUGGCGCUACCGCUUGCAGGUGGAAGAGACCAUUACUGUUUCCAGCUUGAAGGAAGAAAUUCAGAAGCUUUCGAACAUUCGGGCAGAAGAUAUGGCACUUUUUUACCAUAACAAUGAAAUGGAAGUAGAUGAUUUUGAUCUGUUGGCUUAUUUUGUUUCUGAUGGUUCAACUAUCACAAUCAAACUCACACCAUGAUAUGUUCAUCACUUUUUCUAUUUCUGUUGGCUGUGUAAAACAUAUUUCCAAAUUCCAAUUUUCUGGUUUCAGUGUUACAUUUGUUAUUGGUUUGAUAUGGUGAACAGAUUGCAUA
This is a messenger RNA of Macadamia integrifolia, 624 nucleotides long. RefSeq lists its product as uncharacterized. Gene Ontology annotation, biological process: proteasome-mediated ubiquitin-dependent protein catabolic process. Gene Ontology annotation, cellular component: nucleoplasm; cytosol. The record is from RefSeq and is a predicted model, not a curated record. The transcript has 2 exons. Gene Ontology annotation, molecular function: proteasome binding; polyubiquitin modification-dependent protein binding; ubiquitin binding. Bases 39 to 509 code for a protein of 156 amino acids. Lineage: Eukaryota; Viridiplantae; Streptophyta; Magnoliopsida; Proteales; Proteaceae.